This is a messenger RNA of Dicrocoelium dendriticum, 659 nucleotides long. NCBI's taxonomy places the organism in Eukaryota, Metazoa, Platyhelminthes, Trematoda, Plagiorchiida, Dicrocoeliidae. The record is from the annotation of a GenBank genome assembly.
UUAUCCGAUCGUUAGGCGGUGGCUCCGACACUUUAUGGAGAGUAAAAAGAGGUCGAAACUUAGACGUCUCAGGGAGGAAGAGGAAGAAGCUGUUUGUUCAAUACCGAAACGACGGUCAGAUCGGUUUUCCAAGAAGGAGAAAACAGUCGACCAGCUGUGUGAAGAGCUGGGAAUCGAAGAUGUUGAACUAACCUACUCAACUGAAGAUUUUGAGAACUGGACCAUACAGAAAUUGUUUGAUCAAUACGUACGGCCUUUGAUUAUACAGAGGAAUCCUCAUGCUUCGAAAGAAAAUAUACAGAAAGUACUAGACACAAAGUGGAAGGAAUUUGCCAUUAUGAACCCAUACAUCCCAAAAGGCGAAGAAGUCCUAGAACUUGGUGACGAAUAUGACGACGCUGACACUGAGACGCAGGACGACGACCUAUCUGACAUCAGGUUGGGUGGCUCCAUUUCCAAAAAACGCUGCAAAGCGUUGGUACGCAAGUCCUCUGUCGCACUAGCUGCAUCAGGCUUUGAAACACCACUCUCCGGCUGCGCUGGUAGCGAAGUGGCAAGCGCGUCUCCCCCUCCCUCACCAGGCGUCACCACACAAGUUCCUACACCUAUCAAAAUUAAGAUAAGCAAGAAAAAGAAGAAGCGCGGCCGUAAAAGAGAGG